This is a messenger RNA of Frankliniella occidentalis (western flower thrips), 3616 nucleotides long. Its product is annotated as RUN and FYVE domain-containing protein 2. Gene Ontology annotation, cellular component: cytoplasm. The transcript is spliced from 13 exons. Gene Ontology annotation, molecular function: metal ion binding. The record is from RefSeq and is a predicted model, not a curated record. NCBI's taxonomy places the organism in Eukaryota, Metazoa, Arthropoda, Insecta, Thysanoptera, Thripidae. Bases 729 to 2837 code for a protein of 702 amino acids.
GUCAUUCCUGUGACUCCAAGGUCCAAAGUACAGUACUUCCAAGGGCCUCCUCUCUUUGGCGCCAACAUGGCGCUAAAUGGCCGAGUGUCCCUCCCGCGCCUCCACCCCCACAGACACCGUACACCCCUUCUCGUCACGCCGGCGUCGUAUUCCGCCCCUCGCCACUCGGGCUGCGCUCGUAAAACCACCCCUCAGCCUUUUGCGUCGUUCGGGCAUCGCUGCUGCAUCCUCGUCCCGCGGCCCUGCCUGCCACCCCUGAUCGUGCGUGCGCGAGAGAGAGAAGGAGAGGGACUCGGCGGGGGGGUGGAAGAGCAGGGGCCGAGGCGAGUCGGCGCCGGCCUGCACCCACCCUGCCGUGUGCCCGAGCCCUCCAUGUUGGUGGUCGUAUCGAUCCACCCCCCGCUGCCGAGGCCCUGCCCGGUGCAGACCCGCCCUGGGGUAGCUUUUCCACCCCUUCGGUCUCGGUCGGCCAUUGUGUUCGCCGUCUCCCCCAAGUAGGCCGUGUUUUUCACUGGGAACCCCUCUCUUCGGCCGGCGUCACUCCUGUCCGCCAGCUCAGGACGGGCAGGUCCACCAUUGAGGCGCUCAGGACCCGCAGGACUCGCCAGGUUCGGCCGGACCUUCUCGAGGGGGUGCCGGACUUGGCGGACGCGUGCUCUGCGCGACCCUGCCAUGCGGUAGAGGCCCCGGUCCAGGACCGCGUCCAGGACCCCCAGGCCCAGGACACGAUGCAGCCCAUGGCGUUGGACGGCCCCACCAACGGCCAGCUCCCUCAGGGGCGCCCGGGUCAGGACGGGGGGCCGGGCGUGGCGGGGAGCGCGGGUGCGCAGGACACCAUCUACCUCUGCAACUUCCGCGUCUCGGUGGACGGCGAGUGGCUGUGCCUCAAGGAGCUCGACCAGGACGGCAUGGAGCUCGACCGGCUGGACCCCUCGGGCGCAGACAAUCCCGCCCUGUCGCCAGCCUUCUCGACGCCCUCCCCCGACGACCCGGGGCCCAUGCUGCUCAGCAUGCUCACGCGCGACCCCGCCGCCGUGGAGCGCAGCAACCUGCUCAACAUCUCCAAGCUCAUUGUCAAGGAGCUCAUUGAGACGUCGCUCAAGUUUGGCCGCAUGCUGGACUCGGACCACAUGCCCUUGCAGCACUUCUUCAUCGUGUUGGAGCACGUUCUACGCCACGGUUUGCGCCCAAAAAAGGGUCUAUUAGGUCCGAAGAAAGAACUAUGGGACAUAUUACAGUUGGUGGAGAAGUAUGCUCCUGAGGCUCACGACAUUACAAGCAGCGUUCGUGACCUACCGACUGUUAGGACUGCAAUGGGUCGAGCUCGUGCAUGGUUGAGAUUAGCUUUGAUGCAAAAGAAACUUGCUGAUUAUGUUAAAGUAUUAAUUGACCUUAAAGAAGAUGUGCUAAGAGAUUAUUUUGAACCAGAUGCUUUAAUUAUGUGUGACGAAGCUAUUGUUAUUAUGGGACUACUUAUGGGUCUGAAUGUCAUCGAUUGUAAUCUGUGUGUCAAGGAAGAAGAUCUUGACUGCCAACAAGGUGUGAUUGAUUUCUCAUUGUAUUUAAGAUCAACUCAUCAUUGCCCUGGUGAACAAGUAAUAAAUUCAAAUGAUCCUGAUCAGUCUGAUCCAAAACAUUCCAAUAUGAGUGCUGUUCUUGACCAGAAAAAUUAUAUUGAAGAAUUGAAUAGACAUCUUAAUGCCACUGUCACCAACUUACAGGCGAAAGUUGAAACACUGACCACUACUAAUGCUCUCAUGAAAGAAGAUUUAGCUAUAUCUAAAAAUGGCCUUAUGUCAUUGUUUGAAGAAAACAAUCGUUUGAAGCGUGAACUGGAAUUAGCUCAAUCUGGUUCUUCUACAAGACAUGUUGAUGAUACCAACGCUGAUGCAGUUUCCAAAAAAUCUUCAGAUAGCUCUAAUGAUGUAGACGAAUUAAAACAACAACUUGCAGCUGAGCGGAAACAGAAAGGGGAGCUGCAGAAAGAACUAGAUUUACAGAUCAGUUUACGGGCAGAAAUGGAAGUAGCCAUGAAAUUGUUGGAAAAAGACAUUCAUGAAAAGCAAGACACUGUGAUUUCUUUACGAAGGCAGUUGGAAGAUAUCAAACUGAUCAAUCUGGAUAUGUACAAAAAACUCCAGGAAUGUGACAGUUCCCUUAAGCACAAAACUGAAUUAAUCUCUAAACUGGAGGCUAAAAGUGUAGAGAUGACUGACACUGUGCAGAGACUGGAUGAAAAGUAUCAGGAAUGCUUAAAAGAAUGCAAUGCUUUGGAACAGCAAGCAGCACAAUUACAGCGAGAAGCAGCUGAAGCAGGAGAGGAACGAACCAGAGCAGAAGGAGAAUUAGGAGUUGAAAGAGAAUGGCGCACAUCCUUGGAGCAAAGUGUGAACAAAGAUCGUAAUCGAAUAGCUGAAUUACAAAGGGAACUUGCUCAAUUGCGUGAUGUUUCUGUGAAAUUUGUGAGCUUGCAAGAAGAUUAUUAUACUUUAAAAGAACAAUGUAACCAACAUGAGUUAACUUUAGAAGAAUUAGGAUCACAGCUUCGAGUAUCAAAGCUUCAGGUUGCAGACUUGCAAGAAGAAGUUGAGAAAGCCAAACAUGCUGGUGUUAGUGAUGCCACUUGGAUGCGUGAUAAGGAAGUCACUCAUUGCAAAGGUUGUGAAAAAGAAUUUAACAUGACAAGAAGAAAGCAUCAUUGUCGAAACUGUGGCGAUAUUUUCUGCAAUGCAUGUUCGGACAAUUCUAUGCCGUUGCCAUCACUUCCUAAGCCAGCUCGAGUUUGUGAUAAGUGUCAUGUUCUUCUUGUUGCUAGAUACUCAGUUGUUCCUCAAUGAUGAAUGAGCGCACUGCCAAAUUUUUUGUCUUUUUUCUACCUAGUCUUUCUUAACUUAAGCUGGGUUCAGAGUUCAGCUUUUAAAUUGAAAAUAAGCAGUGUUCUAUUUUUCAUUUAAAAGAUCUGUCAAGACUGUUACCUGCUCACUUCAAAUAUUAGUACAAAAAUAUGACCUUUGUCGCAUUUUUCCAGUCUUUUGUCAAUAACAUUAGUUAAAGUUUUACUAGACCGUCGAUCUAUUGUAAUACUUUGUUAAAACUUUAUAGUCUUGUUAUGUAGUUCUUCAAAAGUAUUUUUGCAUUAGUUUUACCAUAUUUUUCUUAUUGUUAUUAAAAUUAUAUGUCCUUUUUGAUGUGAUGAUAUUUAUAUGAGCAAAAUUUAGAUAAAUGUUAAGUGCCUUCAGAGAAGAUAAAUGUUGAAUUUUAUUAUCCUGCCCUGUAGUGUAGAAUCAGACAAUUUGUAUCUGUUUUCUAUCUUUUCUAAUGACUUUGUGAUAAUUAAAUAUUUUUUAAGGUCAUUCUAAAUGCAGAGAAACACAACCUGUUGAUAGGCCAGUUGUUUCAGUCUCUUUUUAUUAUCAUUCACCUGCAUGAACUAUUUUUUUACUGGAUCAUCUGUUGAAUUGAGUAACUUCUCAUGGAAAUUUUGCCUUUUAUGUACAUGCUGUGCUUUAUUAUCUAUUUUAUCAGGUGUCUUAUUUUAGGGUAUUUGAAAGUUGAGUAUUAUACGUCUGUAUCACAGAAUAAAAUUGAUAUUAAAAAUGAGUCUUUCUGCAACAAA